AUGACAUGGUGCAACAGCUUCAACGACGUGCGUGCCGUGGAGAACAACCUGGCCACCGCCGCGGCCGUGGCCGCCGCCAAGAAACAGCAGCAGGCCUCCUCCCACGUCAACCUUAUCAGGACCUGCCCCUCCUGCGGCCACCGCGCGCAAUAUGAACAGGUGCAGGCGGCGGCGACGAUCCAGGACCUGCCGGGGCUGCCGGCCGGCGUGAAGUUCGAUCCGACGGACCAGGAGCUGCUGGAGCACCUGGAAGGGAAGGCGAGGCCGGAUGCCCGCAAGCUGCACCCGCUCAUCGACGAGUUCAUCCCCACCAUCGAGGGCGAGAACGGCAUCUGCUACACGCAUCCGGAGAGGCUUCCUGGUGUCGGCAAGGACGGCCUCAUCCGGCACUUCUUCCACCGCCCGUCCAAGGCUUACACGACCGGGACGCGGAAGCGGCGGAAGGUCCACACCGACGAGCAGGGCGGUGAGACGCGGUGGCACAAGACGGGCAAGACCCGGCCGGUCUUCACGAACGGCAAACUCAAGGGCUACAAGAAGAUCCUGGUACUCUACACCAACUACGGGAAACAGCGGAAGCCGGAGAAGACGAACUGGGUGAUGCAUCAGUACCACCUGGGGUCCGACGAGGAGGAGAAGGACGGCGAGCUCGUCGUCUCCAAGGUGUUCUACCAGACGCAGCCGAGGCAGUGCGGCAGCGGUUCGGCGAUGGCCAAGGACGCCGUCCCGCUCGCUGCUGCCAUUGCGGCGACUGAUCACCACCACCACCACCAUGACGAUGGCAACAGCAUGCUGAAGGAGGCAGGCAUUGUAGAUUUCUACAGCCCAGCGGACCUAAUCGGCUACAACCAGGCGGCGGCUCCGACCAACAGGGCGGCUGCUUCUGCUCACCUGAUGCCUAACUUUGAGGUGCACACUACAGUGGGGGCGGCUGGCUUUGGUCCCUGA
This is a messenger RNA of Miscanthus lutarioriparius, 948 nucleotides long. NCBI's taxonomy places the organism in Eukaryota, Viridiplantae, Streptophyta, Magnoliopsida, Poales, Poaceae. The record is from the annotation of a GenBank genome assembly.